Messenger RNA from Impatiens glandulifera, 825 nucleotides. RefSeq lists its product as uncharacterized. The transcript has a single exon. The coding region runs from base 1 to 825 and encodes 274 amino acids. The record is from RefSeq and is a predicted model, not a curated record. Lineage: Eukaryota; Viridiplantae; Streptophyta; Magnoliopsida; Ericales; Balsaminaceae.
AUGGCAAACGAUAGUUUGAAAUUCUCCAUGCGCUCCAUUAUUGAGAGAAACAAGUUAAAUGGGACUAAUUUCCUAGAUUGGGAAAGGAAUCUGAGGAUAAUUCUGAGGUCCGAGGGACGUGAGGACGUUCUUACUACCCCUAUUCCAAAAGUGACUGAUACCUCGUCUGACGAGGAGAAGGCAACAGCAACCCAAUUGAAAACUGAGGCUUUACCUGUCACUUGCUUAAUGCUUGCUGCAAUGGAACCUGAUUUGCAGAAGAGGUUUUUGAGUUCCGAUGCUUAUACCAUCACAACUGAGCUGAAAACUCUGUUUCAGGAUCAGGCAAGGAUUGAACGAUAUGAAACUCACAAGGCUAUACUUGAUAGCAGACUUGUGAAAGGGAAACCCGUAAGUCCUCAUGUGAUUAGUCUAACUGGGCUGUUCAAGAGGAUGGAAGAUUUGGGGACCCCUUAUGACCAAGAGUUGGCCACGGAUAUCGUUCUUAGAUCCUUACACGAUGGUUUUGCACCUUUUAGAAUGCAAUACCAUAUGAAUGGACUAAAGCAUGAUCUAAAUGAACUCCACAACCUGCUUAAAAAUGCAGAAGGCAAUAUCACUGAUGACAAGAGGAAGGAAGUUCUGAAUGUCAAUAGUGGGAAGGGUUUUAAGAAAAUGGCUAAGAAUAAAAACAAUUACCAAAGAAAAGGUAAACAAGUUGCAAAACCCAAGGGUGAUGAGAAGCCAAGAGUAGCUUCUGAACAUGAUUGUUUUAUUGUAAGGCCAAGGGUCACUGGAAGAGAAACUGUCCCAAAUAUCUUGAAGAUAAGAAGAACGGAACUGUGA